Saccharomycopsis crataegensis is the source of this 984-nucleotide messenger RNA. RefSeq names its product Eisosome component PIL1/LSP1 family protein. The transcript has a single exon. Lineage: Eukaryota; Fungi; Ascomycota; Saccharomycetes; Ascoideales; Saccharomycopsidaceae. Gene Ontology annotation, cellular component: plasma membrane; eisosome filament. Gene Ontology annotation, biological process: endocytosis; eisosome assembly. The coding region runs from base 1 to 984 and encodes 327 amino acids. Gene Ontology annotation, molecular function: lipid binding. The record is from RefSeq and is a predicted model, not a curated record.
AUGCACAGAACUUACUCCCUCAGAAACUCAAGAGCGCCAACCGCCUCCCAAUUACAAUCGCCUGCCCCUCCUCCAUCAACCACCAAAAAGCACUACUUCGGUAAGAGCGGAAUUGCUUCUUCCUUGAGAAUUAACACCGCUGGCUCAUUUGGUCCGGAAUUGGCUAAGAAAUUGGCUCAGUAUGUCAAGAUGGAAAAGAACGUUAUGAGAGCCCUCGAGUUGGCUGCCAAUGAACGUCGUGCUGUUGCUAAACAAUUGUCUGUUUGGGGUGAAGAAAAUGACGACGAUGUUUCCGAUAUCACUGACAAAUUGGGUGUCCUCAUCUAUGAACUCGGGGAAUUGGAUGACUUGUUUAUCGACCGUUAUGACCAAUAUCGUUUGACUAUCAAGUCUGUCCGUAACAUUGAAGCUUCUGUCCAGCCUUCCCGUGACCGUAAGGCCAAGAUUACCGAUAAGAUUGCUUAUCUUAAAUACAAGGACCCACAAUCACCAAAGAUUAUGAUUUUAGAACAAGAAUUGGUUCGUGCUGAAGCCGAAUCUUUGGUUGCCGAAGCUCAAUUGUCUAACAUCACUAGAGAAAAAUUGAAGUUGGCUUUCAACUAUCAAUUCGACUCUAUCAGAGAACACGCCGAAAAAAUGGCCCUCAUUGCCGGUUACGGUAAAGCUCUUUUGGAAUUGUUGGAUGAUGCUCCAGUUACUCCUGGUGAAACCAGACCAGCUUAUGAUGGUUACGAAACCUCUAAGCAAAUUAUCAUUGAUGCUGAAAACGCUUUGAGAAACUGGACUUUGGACUCCGCCGCUGUUAAGCCAACUUUGAGCAUCCGCCAAGUGGACGAUGUCUACGACACUUCUGAUGAAGAAGCCCUUGAAAAUGAAGAAUAUCAAAAGCACAGAGAAGAUUUGGACAAAGAAUUGAAUGGAUUGGCUGAAACCGAAGAGAACUUCACCCAAGAAGAACAUCCUGAAGAAAAAGCUACUGCUUAA